Messenger RNA from Talaromyces rugulosus, 255 nucleotides. RefSeq lists its product as uncharacterized. Gene Ontology annotation, cellular component: intracellular membrane-bounded organelle; membrane. The record is from RefSeq and is a predicted model, not a curated record. The coding region runs from base 1 to 255 and encodes 84 amino acids. NCBI's taxonomy places the organism in Eukaryota, Fungi, Ascomycota, Eurotiomycetes, Eurotiales, Trichocomaceae. The transcript is spliced from 2 exons. Gene Ontology annotation, molecular function: heme binding.
AUGUCCGAGAAAUACACGCCCGCCGAUGUGGCUAGCCACAAGAACGACGAGAACGGCCUCUGGAUCAUCAUCGACAGCGGCGUCUAUGACGUGACCAAGUUUGUCGACGAGCACCCCGGUGGCAGCAAGAUCCUAAAGCGCGUGGCCGGCAAGGAUGCGUCGAAGCAGUUCUGGAAGUACCACAACGAUUCCGUCUUGAAAAAAUACAGCCCCAAGCUGAAAAUUGGCGAAGUCAAAGAUGCUGCUAAGCUAUAA